CUGGAGCGCCUGUGUUUAUAUAAGAGCGGGAGCGCGCACGGCGUUCAUUCACUGAGAAACCAGGAGACGCGGACAGCACACCGGCUUUUACUCCGCUUUCAGUCCAUAUAGUUGGUUGAGAUGGUUCGGGAAACCGGCUACUAUGAUCAGCUCGGUGUGAAGCCCGAUGCAUCCCUGGAUGAAAUAAAGAAGGCAUAUCGGAAACUGGCUCUGAAAUAUCACCCGGAUAAAAACCCCAAUGAAGGCGAGAAAUUCAAAGUCAUAUCACAAGCCUACGAGGUCCUGUCAGAUGCCAAAAAGCGUGAGCUGUACGACCAGGGCGGCGAACAAGCCAUCAAGGAGGGAGGAAUGGCGGGAGGAGAGUCGCCCAUGGACAUCUUCAACAUGUUCUUCGGUGGCGGAGGACGAAUGCAGAGAGAACGGAAAGGAAAGAAUUUGGUUCAUCAGCUCGGGGUGACGCUGGAGGAGCUCUACAACGGCUCCACCAGGAAACUUGCUCUCCAGAAGAACGUGAUCUGUCAGAAAUGUGACGGUUACGGCGGAAAGAAAGGCACGGUGGAGAAAUGUUCGAGCUGUAAAGGCAGCGGCGUUCAGGUGCGGGUUCAACAAAUCGGGCCCGGGAUGAUCCAGCAGACUCAGAGCAUGUGCUCCGACUGCAGCGGACAGGGAGAGAGAUUCAGCGCUAAAGACCGAUGCAAAACCUGCAACGGACGCAAAGUCGAGCGCAAGAAGAAGAUCCUGGAGGUGCACAUCGACAAAGGUAUGAAGGACGGUCAGAAAAUCACAUUUAACGGAGAAGGAGAUCAGGAGCCGGGACUGGAGCCCGGAGACGUCACGAUCAUCCUGGACCUGAAAGAGCAUCCGGUUUUCCAGAGGAAAGACCACAAUCUGCUGAUGAAGAUGAAGAUAAGGCUGGUGGAGGCUCUCUGCGGCUUCAAGAAGACCAUCAGCACGCUGGACAACAGAUCGCUGCUCAUACACUCUCCUCCAGGUCAGGUGAUUAAGCCUAACGAUCUGAAGUGUGUUCAUAAUGAGGGAAUGCCUGUGUACAGAGAGCCCUUUGAGAAAGGCCUUCUCAUCAUACGCUUUGAGAUUGAGUUUCCGGAUGAGCACUGGCUGCCGGAGCACAUGCUGCCUGAUCUGGAGCGUCUGCUGCCGGUACGAGAGCACAUCAUGCUGACCGACGACAUGGAGGAGGUGGAUCUCUGCCAAGUGGACCUUGAGAGUCAGCAGAGACGAAACCACAGCACUGAAGCCUACCGUGAAGAUGAUGAUGAAGAGCCCCGGCAGACUGGAGUCCAGUGCCAGACGCAGUGAAACACAAACACUGAGCUUCAGAAACACACUUCAGAUCAACAUCGGUUUCUCUUUUUAUCCAGGAAUAAGACUCUCCUGCAGGAAACGGACCAUACUCCUGCUGGAAAUCUUCAUGUUCUUAUUUGAAUGUUGACGUGGACCUGUCACACAUGGGUAUUAUAAGGACUGCAGGUGUUUCUAAACCUUUAUGAAUGUCACACAGAUCAUCUCUUGACAGUAGGAGUGAGGCAUACUGUGUUAGUGAGUGCUCGUAUUCUUCAAUCCGUCCUCCCUUAUUUCUGCUGAACUGACACUUAAAUAAAAAGUGUACUUCUGAAUGUAAA
Molecule: messenger RNA, 1640 nt
Organism: Danio aesculapii
Lineage: Eukaryota; Metazoa; Chordata; Actinopteri; Cypriniformes; Danionidae
Gene: dnaja
Product: DnaJ heat shock protein family (Hsp40) member A
Exons: 8
Coding region: 121-1317 (398 amino acids)
Biological process (GO): response to heat; protein refolding
Cellular component (GO): cytosol; cytoplasm
Molecular function (GO): Hsp70 protein binding; ATP binding
Source: RefSeq, a predicted model, not a curated record